AUGACCUCGGCACAUACCUUGCCUGCCACCACGACCUUUACAUGUCUGGCAGCUUUUGUGGUUGCGUUCCGGCUAUGGACGCGCUUUCGGCUCGUGAAAUCCCCCGGGUGGGAUGAUAUGCUCAUCCUGGUUGCAAUGGUAGGACGACACACACAUAUCCUGAAGACCGGAACUGACAUUGGAAUAUCAUUUCAGAUCUUUAGUCUUGUAUUCUAUGCCUUCAUCAUGAUUGAGAGACACUUCGGAAUGGGUCGUCCUAUGGAUGAUCUCUCGGAUGGGCAGAAAGUAGAUAUGAUGCAUUUCCUCUGGCUCUCCAUCCCCUUCUACAACGCCGCCCUUAUUUUCUGCAAACUGUCCGCCCUGGUCUUCUUCACCCGCAUCUUCCGAAACCGCACGUUCCUCCUGCUCGUCAAAAUAUUCGCCGGAUGCCUUAUCGCAGCAGGUCUGUGGAUGGUCACCAGCGCAUUUGUUUUCUGCAUCCCCGUCCAUGACUUUUGGAGUCUGUCUCGCAAAGUCCGCAGAGAGCACUGUCUUAGUGAGGACAUUGUCUGGUUCACCAAUGCAGGUAUCCAGAUUUUGACGGAUCUGGUCAUCUUGGUCUUGCCCAUGCCGCUUAUCUCGAAGCUGCAGUUGCCAACACGGCAGAAGGCGGGUAUCAUGCUUGUGUUUGGUCUUGGAGUUUUUGUCGUUGCGACCAGCUCUGUUCGGUUAUAUGAACUGGAACAAAUGACCCAUCACAAUGAUUAUACCAAGAAAAACGCCUACGCGGCCAUCUGGUCAUCUCUUGAAGCCAACAUCUCCAUAAUCUGCGCCUGUCUCCCACCACUAUACCCACUACUCUCGCGGAGCUUCUCCUUCUGCUUCCGCCCGCAACCACUACACUCCUCUCCAGGCUCCAAACCCACCCACACCUCAAACGUUAAACACUCAAUGCCGGGAUCCCGCAGAUCAUCGAUUUACGAACGCGGCUUCGGGGUCGGAAUCGGUCUCGACGGCGGCGUUUUCUUCAACGAGCAUUUCCAGCCCGCGCCAGGCGGAUAUUCCGCCAGCAUUAGUAAAGUGAGGACUGACAACGAAGACCCCACGACAUGCGAUGGCGAGACCGGGAUCCGUGUCGUGCGCGAAUUGAGACUUGAGUCUGAUACGGCUCCUGAUCCUUUUGCUGCUACCAUGGGCGCUGGUGGUAGUAGUAACAGUCCUAGACCGAGCCCUUUUUUGGGGGCUAAUGAGAAACAGGAUCGGGAUCUGGAGAUGGGGGUCUCUACUGAGGGAGAGCCGAAGAGUUGGAAUUCUACCAUUGAGUGGGAUUUGGGAGACUUCGAGUUUCCUGAUUAUAAGGAGCGGAUGAAUGCUCCGAUUUGA
Messenger RNA from Penicillium riverlandense, 1362 nucleotides. RefSeq lists its product as uncharacterized. Bases 1 to 1362 code for a protein of 453 amino acids. The record is from RefSeq and is a predicted model, not a curated record. The transcript is spliced from 5 exons. NCBI's taxonomy places the organism in Eukaryota, Fungi, Ascomycota, Eurotiomycetes, Eurotiales, Aspergillaceae.